Messenger RNA from Penicillium vulpinum, 1215 nucleotides. RefSeq names its product 4-hydroxyphenylpyruvate dioxygenase family protein. Lineage: Eukaryota; Fungi; Ascomycota; Eurotiomycetes; Eurotiales; Aspergillaceae. Gene Ontology annotation, biological process: L-tyrosine catabolic process. The record is from RefSeq and is a predicted model, not a curated record. The transcript is spliced from 4 exons. The coding region runs from base 1 to 1215 and encodes 404 amino acids. Gene Ontology annotation, molecular function: 4-hydroxyphenylpyruvate dioxygenase activity.
AUGGCACCAUCAGCUAUUACCAACAGUCCUCCCCCCUCAGUCGCCGGCGAGACAUCUUCAGUAGCCAGCUACCGCAGCUACGACCAUGUGCACUGGUACGUCGGCAAUGCCAAGCAAGCCGCAAGCUACUACAUCACCCGCAUGGGCUUCAAACGCAUUGCCUACAAGGGUCUCGAAACCGGCACACGCCAUAUCUGCUCCCAUGUUAUCCGCAAUGGCGAGAUAACCUUCAUUCUGACCUCUCCUCUGCGGUCCCUUGACCAAAUGGACCGUUUCAAUCCCGAAGAGCAAGCCGAGCUAAAGGAGAUCCACGAUCACCUUGAAAAGCACGGCGACGCAGUCAAGGACGUUGCCUUUGAAGUUGACAGCGUCGAUGAUGUAUUCUUUGCUGCUGUGAAGAAUGGCGCCAAGCCUGUCUCUAACCCUACGGUCCUUGAAGAUAAGAGUGGCCAUAUCAAGACUGCUACUAUCCAGACUUAUGGGCAGACCACCCAUACCCUUAUUGAGCGCAAUGAGUACCGUGGUAUCUUUAUUCCAGGUUAUCGUGAUGAUACUGGCAAUGAGGACCCCAUUCUGCAGUUUUUGCCCGAUGUUCAUCUCAGACAUAUCGAUCACUGUGUUGGAAACCAGGACUGGGAUGAGAUGGAUAAGAUCUGUGAAUACUACGAGAAGUCUCUUGGCUUCCACCGUUUCUGGUCUGUCGAUGACAGCCAAAUCUGCACUGAGUUCUCGGCUUUGAAGAGUAUCGUCAUGGCUUCACCCAACGAAAUCGUCAAGAUGCCCAUCAACGAGCCAGCAAAAGGCAAGAAGCAAUCCCAAAUCGAGGAAUACGUGGACUUCUACAACGGUGCCGGUGUACAGCAUAUUGCACUCCACACCGACGAUAUUAUCCGUGAUAUCACCAAUCUCAAGGCGCGGGGUGUUGAGUUCAUCAAGGUUCCUGAGACAUAUUAUAUCGACAUGCAGGCCCGCUUGAAACAGUCUGGCUUGGUACUCAAGGAAGGCUUCGAGACUAUCCGCAGCUUGGACAUUUUGAUUGAUUUCGAUGAAGGUGGCUAUCUACUGCAGCUUUUCACUAAGCACAUGAUGGAUCGCCCCACUGUUUUCCUUGAGAUUAUCCAGCGACACAACUUUGAAGGCUUUGGGGCUGGAAAUUUCAAGUCACUAUUCGAGGCUAUCGAACGAGAGCAGGACCUCCGCGGUAACUUAGUUUAA